This is a messenger RNA of Paramecium pentaurelia, 1022 nucleotides long. The record is from the annotation of a GenBank genome assembly. Lineage: Eukaryota; Ciliophora; Oligohymenophorea; Peniculida; Parameciidae.
AUGGAGUAAGAUAGUAUCACUAUUCUUUCAUAAUCUAAGGAAAGAAGGAUUAAGUAUUUAUUAAUAAUCAUUCAGAGUUAUUUUGAUUGGAGAUUAGAGUGUAGGUAAAAGUAAACUUCUUGAGUAAUUACUAAAUGUUGAAUCUAAAGUUAAUGACAAAGAAAUCUAAACUGUAGAUUUUUUCAUUUCUCGUGUUAUUUUACCUGAUAAUUCAGAAUAGAAAAUAUUUAUUUGGGUUACAACAGGAGAAAUCAAAAAUAUGUAAAAAUAUGAACUAAUUAUAAUCAUCAUAGAAAUCUUAUUAGAGCAUUUUUAUUAAAGAGUCAUAUAUAUGUUAUUGCAUUUUCUCUUAAUAAUCCAGUUUCAUUUGAGAAUGCAGUUAAUACUUGGUUUGCUUAGUGUUAUAAAAAUGCAAGAGAAACAAAUAACUAUUAUUAUUUCAUUGGCACAAUGAGUGAUAAAGAACAUCUUUGUGGAUCUUAUUAAGAGAUUAUUUAAAUUAUUGCAGAUAAGUGUUAAGAACUUAAAAUGGAGAAAAAUGCAUAGUAAGUACCAUUUCCUACAGAUAAAGCAUAUAUAAGAUAAUCAGCUAAAUGGAAUGAUGACAAUAUCAUUGAAUUUGCAAAAAAUAAAUUACCAAAUAAUGUGUAAAUAUUUUAUAAGGAUUAAUUAGAUUUUACUCUGAAACAUCAGCUGUUGUAAAAACAGGUAUUGAAAGAAGUUCAAGCAUAUUUAUUAGAUUAUUAUAAGCUGCUGUUAAGUAGGAAUUUGCUAAAGAUGGUAUAGAACCUAUUAUUGCUCCAUCAAGAACAGCUUCAAGAUUUUCUAUGGCAUAAAUGUAAGUGCCAAUACCUGUUGCUGUUCCAACGUCAUCUGCAAGAUAAUCAACUUAGACUGGCAAUUUAUAAGUUAAUAUGGCAAAAGAAUCUGUUCCAUUUUUACCUUUUGAAUAAAAAGAAUCAAAUAUGUCUUCGAUGGCUGAAAUUAAAAAGGAAUAAAAUCUAUGUUGUAUGAUUUAAUGA